GCACGCUUCGCUGGCAGUCCAACAACUUUUUCCCGAGGAGCUCCACAUCGCGACGCGUUCAGGAGAACCCGCACUAAAGCGCCGAGAGUUGUUUGUGUGAACGCGCCGGGGUUUUUUUGUCGGAGCGACAUUGUUUUGCUUUUCGUCGUCCACAUCUUGUGUUCCUUUCUUCCCGUAGACUAUUUUCCCCGUAGCUGCCGUUGGUCUGUGGGAGUUAGGAUGAGGAAACUGGGGCUGUUGUUCCUCGUCGGACUGGCGUCUGCCUUCAUCAGUGAGAAACUCUUGGUGUCUGCCCAGACAUCAUAUUUAACAGAUGACCUUUACCUAGAGGGCAGACCGUCAGGUGACCUCCCUGUAGAUGAUGAAGAUGAUCAAGAUGGUGGUUCAGGCUCUGGAUCUGGAGACUACUAUCCCACAGACCAAGAGGUGCUCAGGAAGGUGAACAAAGAGUUCGAGACCACAUCAUCCAAAGAAAGGAAUCCUACUGACACCACACCAACCACAGCUGCUGAGAGCCACGAUCAAACAACCACAAUGGAGCCUCCACCUUACAUCCCUGAUGGCAAGGACAAGGAGCAGGAGGUGCUAGUUACCAAGUUCCCAGACAAUACCAGACCCAGUACCACCAAAAUGCCUUCCAGUGAAACCACUCAAGACUACAUUUUUGACAACAACCAGGAUGAAGAGAUAAUUAAAGUGUUACAGAAUGACGUUGUGGAAAAGUCAGACAGUCGGGGCAACAAACUGCAUGUGCAAAACUCACCUGAACUAGUGACAAGUGAGAACAUUUGGGAGAGGACAGAUGUGCUGGCAGCUGUGAUAGCCUGUGGAGUGGUCGGGUUCCUCUGUGCAGUUUUCCUCCUGCUCCUCCUCGCUUACCGCAUGAAGAAGAAGGACGAAGGAAGUUACGAUCUGGGGGACACCAAACUUUCCACAACAGCCUAUCACAAAGCACCCACCAAGGAGUUCUAUGCCUGAACUGACCAAAAGGAUUUUAAAUGUCUGUCACCUGCCUUUUCAGGAAUAGAUCUAAACACAGCUGAAGAUGAUUCCUCUCGUAGGAGUUUGAAGUCACAGUCUCUGCUGCGCUUUAGUGCUCUUUACUUGUUUCCAUCUUUCCUACAUUCCUCUUCUGCCAUCUUUGAAUCCUUUUCUCUUCUUCUUUACAUAAUAUUCUUUGUGAAGAAGAGGUAAUCCGAGAAUUACAUGUGUCUAUUUUUCCAGACAUUAAAUACAUAUACAACAUUUUAUAAAAGAAAUCUUUUUCCUGCUUCUUGUUUAGGAAAGCAAUAAAGUUUGGAGCUUUGUUAACACUGUGCCUUAGACCCAUAUCACUUUGGGCUGAAUUACAUUGGGGCUGGACUUGCGUCUGCAUUACAGGCCAAUUGAUUUAGCAUUUAGCGGAGUUAAAGCAGAACUGUUCCAUCUCAAGGGAACAACGGCAACAUAGGAGUAGCCUUACUGCACUUUGAAUGCUGUUCAGUGUAAGUGUACCAUAUAUGACAGUAGUAUUACCAAGAACCUUCAAAUCCUGUUUUCUUUAUUUGAUAUCAGAUUUGCUUUGGUUGUCGUCAUUUUGCUUUGUGAUUUUUCAUUUUCUUUUUUUUAAAGAAUCGAAUACUUUCUUUAUUCUUAUGAGGAUUUAAUGUUUUGUUUAUAUGCUGCCCAGUAUUGGUAAAAGAGAUGUUGUUACUCAACAGGUACAUAUUUUUUUUUUAGAAUAGAACUGACCAAAUACAAAUGUUUGUUGUCUUUUUAGCUGUAGUUUUGUGUUUAAUGUGAGAUCAUGUCUGUAAAGCCAUUUUUUUAAAUGAAAUCUUUGUCUAUGCAUUGCAUUUAUACAGUGGUAGCCUUAUUUAGUAAAGCAGAAGUUCUUAAGGCUUGCGACAUUGGUUAUAUUUUUAGAACUAUUUUAUUUGUUGACUGAGUUCUGCAAGCAUGUGGAACUGAAUUGUUAAGGCAGAGCCAAGGCUGAUGACUAUAAUUCAGAAAGUGGGGAAGUAACCAGUGUUGUCUAACCAAAGCCAAAGCACAUUCCUUGUCUAGCGUCAACUGAAUACAGCUAUAAUAGUGGGUUACAUGUCAAGGGAACCGUGACACCAGUUAAUGUUUCUUAUAGUCUAAGUAAAGUCUUAUUCAAAAGUGAGCUUUAAGAGUGAAUAUGCAGUUACUGCUCAACAUCAUCUUACUGUUGUGUUGAAGCAGCCCAGUAGAUUUUGACUACUCACUUCCAAAAUAAAAUUCCACAAAAGGUUUGAUUUGGAUGUUGAAAAACAAUUUGUAAACUUAAAUUCUUCUAGUCUGUAAUAACCCGUAUUGUUUGUUACAUGACCAUUGAUAAUUUGAAUGCAAAAGCAAACUACCUAUUGCUGUGGUUGGAAUAAACAGGACAGUCUGCUCACUCA
Molecule: messenger RNA, 2405 nt
Organism: Betta splendens (Siamese fighting fish)
Lineage: Eukaryota; Metazoa; Chordata; Actinopteri; Anabantiformes; Osphronemidae
Product: syndecan-2-like
Exons: 5
Coding region: 220-978 (252 amino acids)
Biological process (GO): cell migration
Cellular component (GO): membrane; cell surface
Source: RefSeq, a predicted model, not a curated record